Molecule: messenger RNA, 4160 nt
Organism: Loxodonta africana (African savanna elephant)
Lineage: Eukaryota; Metazoa; Chordata; Mammalia; Proboscidea; Elephantidae
Gene: ZYG11A
Product: zyg-11 family member A, cell cycle regulator
Exons: 14
Coding region: 1-2343 (780 amino acids)
Cellular component (GO): Cul2-RING ubiquitin ligase complex
Source: RefSeq, a predicted model, not a curated record
AUGGGGCUGCAGGAGCUGGUGAGUCCUGGAAUCGGCAGGUCAGAUGGCAGGCCACUGGCUCAAGUUCCAAGGAACCAGAGGUCAGACAGUGAUGAGCUGGAUGCAGGACCCAGAUGCAGAGAGACAUCCACCGGAAUACCCACACAUGAGGAAGCAUCUCCCUACUCUUUGGUCGAUAUCUGUUUAAACAUCCUAAUUGCUAACCUGGAGAAAUUGUGUUCCAAAAGACCUGAUGGAACACUGUGCCUUCCAGAGCAUUGGAGUUUCCCUCAGGAAGUGGCUGAUCGAUUCCUUGGAGUGAUGACUUGGGAAGGCAAGCUGACUGAUAGAACAGCAAGCAUUUUCCAAGGCAACGAAAUGAAACUGAAGCUGGCCAAUAUCCAAAAAGCUAAACUUUCUACAGCUGCGUUCAUAAAAGCCUUCUGCCAUCACAGGCUCAUUGAACUGGAUGCUACUGCAGUGCACGCAGACCUUACGGUUCCAGAUAUUGUAAGUGGACUGUGCAGCAAUAGCUGGAUCCAGCAAAACCUUCGGUGUCUCCUAUUGGACUCAACAAGCAUCCCUGGAGAUUCAAGAAAACUGUGCUUUGGUCAGCUCACUGGUCUUCGCAUUUUAAGUGUUUUCAGUGUUUGUUUUCAUAAUGAAGACCUAGCUAAUGUUUCUCAGUUACCAAGACUGGAGAGCUUGGAUAUAUCCAAUACCCUGGUCACCAACAUCUCUGCACUCCUCACCUGCAAGGACCGACUCAAAUCCCUCACAAUGCACUAUCUGAAAUGCCUGACCAUGACCAAACCACAAGUUCUCGCAGUCAUUAGAGAACUUAAAUAUCUGGUUCACCUUGAUAUUUCUGAUCACAGGCAACUCAAAUCAGACCUGGCUUUUCAUUUGCUACAGCAGAAGGAUAUCCUGCCUAAUGUUGUAUCACUGGAUAUUUCUGGGGGCAGUUGCAUCACUGAUGGAGCUGUAGAACUGUUCAUUCAGCAGCGGCCUGCAAUGCAGUUUGUGGGACUGUUGGCUACGGAUGCUGGUUAUUCUGACUUCUUUACUACAAAGCAAGGCUUGAGGGUUGCUGGAGGAGCCAAUAUGAAUCAGAUUUCAGAAGCACUGAGCAGAUACAGGAAAAGGUCAUGUUUUGUGAAGGAAGCCCUCUACAGGCUCUUCACAGAGACGUUUUCAGUACAGAUAACCAUGCCUGCUAUUUUAAAGCUUGUGGCUAUAGGAAUGAGGAAUCAUCCAUUGGAUUUGCCAGUGCAGUUCACAGCCAGUGCCUGCACCCUCAACUUAACACGCCAGGGCCUCGCCAGGGGGAUGCCUGUUCGUCUGUUGUCAGAGGUCACCUGUCUACUUUUCAAGGCCCUGAAAAAUUUCCCCCAUUACCAGCAGUUACAGAAGAAUUGUCUUCUCUCCUUAACCAAUUCGCGGAUUCUUGUGGAUGUUCCAUUUGACAGAUUUGAUGCUGCCAAGUUUGUAAUGAGAUGGUUGUGUAAGCAUGAAAAUCCCAAGAUGCAAACAAUGGCAGUGAGCAUCACCUCCAUUCUAGCCCUGCAGCUCUCACCUGAACAAACUGUACAACUCAAGGAAGAGCUCUUCAUGGCAGUCAAAGAACUUCUAGCAAUAGUAAAACAGAAGACGACCGAGAAUUUAGAUGAUGUCACCCUCUUGUUUACUCUGAAAGCACUUUGGAAUCUAACAGAUGAGUCUCCAGCUGUCUGCAAGCACUUUAUUGAAAAUGAAGGAUUAACCAUCUUCAUCCAAGUCUUGGAGACUUUUUCGGAGUCAGCAAUACAGAGCAAAGUUCUUGGCCUUUUGAACAACGUCGCUGAAGUCAGAGAACUCUCUUCAGACCUGGUAACCGAAGAUGUGGUGAAGCACAUCAGCAGUUUGCUCCAUAGCAAAGAAAUGGAGAUCAGCUAUUUGGCCGCAGGCAUUAUAGCGCAUCUGGCGUCUGACAGACAGCCCUGGCUAUCCCGCGAGCUUCAGAGGAGUGCUCUUCUCCAGGAUCUGCAUGCAACCGUCCAGAAUUGGCCAAGUUCAAGUUGUAAGAUGACAGCAUUGGUGACCUACAGAUCUUUCAAGGCGUUUUUCCCACUCCUUGGCAACUUCUCUCAGCCAGAGGUUCAGCUCUGGGCACUAUGGGCUGUGUACCAUGUCUGCAGUAAAAACCCCAGCAAAUACUGCAAACUGUUAGUUGAAGAAGAAGGAUUACAACUUUUGUGUGAUAUACAGGAGCACAGAGGGGCAGACCCCCAAGCACUGCGGAUUGCAACUGCCAUUCUAGAUGACUUCAGAAUGCAUUUCAUGAAUUAUCAGAAACUCCUGCUCUGUGAAAUGCCCUUCACCUAAGAGGCUACAGAAAUGUUCUCUGUUCUUCCACGUUAGGUCUUCUGCCCUGUCAGCAAUUGAAUGGUGAGACUUGUUGUCAUGAGUUUGUCAGUUGGCCGCCUCGUUGGCCUUCUAUUAUUGAUUUUCUAUAAGUUACAAAGAGGUUGGAUUUGUAUAAUAAAGCCAUAUCACAAAUCAAGCUGGAAUCAUCCUGGGGAUACCCCUUCGGUAGCAAUUUUGGAAAACUGAACUGUGGACUCUGGGAAGACAUGUGAGAUGGCACUGGAACAGCUGUGCCAGUUGCUUUUCUCCAGCCCUGCCUGAUGUUUUGACUCUGGGGGUUUAUCCACGACCAACUGGGUUUAUCAGGGGAAGAGGAUCUGUUUUCCCAAUAGAGGAAAGGAAAAACCUACAGGGAGACCUUAGUGUUUGUUAAGUUUUGUGUUUAAAAAAAUCUCCUGAAUCGUUCCUGAGUAUGUACGUGAAAAAGGCUCUGGGAAAUAACGUGUGUAUAAAGGUGUUGGAUGGAAGACAGAACCUCUGUGGAGGGGCGGGAAAUUUUUUUUUAUAUAUACCAAAAUACCUUCCACUUGAGGAAUCUGUGCUGAUUCUAAAGCCUGGGCUGCUCUGUGUUACCUUCCUUUCCAAGGUCCAAGUACAACCUUGCAGCACAUUCAUAUUUAGCACCAAAUGAACACUAUUACUGGUAUAUGUCCACACCCAGGGGCUAGUGACUCCAGGCCAGGCUUACAGUUCAGAAAGGCCUAGGUAGGUAAAGCCCUCUAGGCUCAGCCAUUGCUCAGAAGCAGUUCAGUAAUGAGCACAAAGCCACAGCAUAACAUGCAGCCUGCCUUGGUACGAGAGAAGGAAGGAUAUUGAGACUAGUGUGCAUAUGUGUAUAUCAGCCCCCCUUUAUUUCUAAGUGUGUCAACCUCUUGCUCACCUUUGCUCAUCGUGUUACUGCUAACCUUUCUUUGUGCCAAAUGACUAUUCACCCUUCAAAUUUGUACUUCAGUUUACUGCCCAUUUCCUGAUCUUUCCCUCACUCCAUCAGAGUUAAUUACUACCUUUUCAGUGUUCCUGAAGACUAUUUAAUGUAGCAAAGAUUUGCCCACCAUCUGACAGUUUACAAGUUUUCCACAGUGGUGACUUCAUUUGCUCCUCACAAGAACACUGUAAGGUAAAAACAAUAACUCAUGUUUAUUUUGAAUAUGAGGAGCCCUGGUGGCACAGUGGUUAAGAGCUUGGCUGCUAACCAGAAGGUCAGCAGUUCCAAUUCAGGCAGCCACUCCUUAAAAAUCCUAUGGGGCAGUUCUACUCUGUCCUGUAGGGUGGCUAUGAGUCAGAAUCGACUCAACAGCAACAGGUUGGUUGGUUUAAUUGAAUAUGAGCUUUGUUUUGUUUUUUUUUAAUCCUCACAACAGUUUCAUUUUGCGGAUGACAAAGCUGAGGCACAGAGAGGUUAAAUGACUCGUCCAAGGUCACACAGCAGCUGACAGAGCCGAACCCACCUAUCUUGACUCAACCAGUGCUAGGUUUAUUUAUUAUCUCCAUUGUACAAAAGGAGAAACUGGAAGUUUCUUUUAACCUGUCACCAUCUCUGGUGAUUACUGAAAAGCAGAAGUCAGGGCACAGGAGCUAAUGAUACAAAGACACAGAGGGUUCUCUUUUGGUCCUUAGUAUAUCAUUCUAGUAAGGAGAGACAGAUAAGCAUCAAAGCAAACCUGACUCCAGUGAUACCUGGCCAAGGUGAGGAAUAGUGAAGGUAACAAUAGCUGGAAUAGUCAGCACAGUUUAGUACUAGGUACCACGCCAAACAUUUUAUAUCCUUUCUUGUU